AUCACCCACACACCCACACACGCACCACCACACCGCGCACUGACGCAGCGAGAUCGGUCAGUCAAGAGGGCGAGGCGUGCACUGCUGGUCCUCCUCUGCCCGCGCAUGGUGCCCCGUCCCCGCCGGCCGGCGCCGACGACGACGACGCUAGUCGCCGCACAUGUUGCAUGAGCGGCACGCACCACCCUCCGCGUCCGACGACGAGGACGAUGCCCCAGGGGCCAACAACGACGAGGAGGGCGCUCUGACUCUGGUGACCACCACCGCCGCCAGCACCACCAACACCGACUUCCACGACGUCGACGAGGUCAUCGAGGUGCGCGAGGUCCACCCGCUGUCGCCGCCGCACCCGCCCUUCACCCCGCCCACGCGCACCGUCUCCGCGGCCUCCACCGCCUGGGACAGCGCCAGCAGCCACCGCUCCGUCACCUCCGAGGAGCAGUUCAUGACGAUGAGCCGCGAGUUCACCGCCAUGGUCGCCGCCGGCGCCGGCGCCGGGGCGACCAACAACAACAACAACAACAACCCCAAUAACAGCAACCACAACCCCGGCGGGCCCUACGACGGCGGCCCCGACCAGCUGACCAGCAUCGGCGAGGACGAGCUGGAGGAGCACAACCCGCUGGCCAUCGUGCCGGACAGCGGCCACCCCUUCGCCACGCCGCCCAGCAGGAGCGGCGGCAGCAGCGGCCGGGCAGCGCGGCUCGACCUUGAGGUGGUGCCCGCCGCCGGCCCGCCCGUGGAGGCGAGCCAGGUGAAGAAGGAGGAGGUGGAAACCAAGGUGUCGGCGUGGCAGACGGCGGAGAUCGCCAAGAUCAACAACCGGUUCAAGCGGGAGGAGGUGGUCAUCAACGGCUGGGAGACGGAGCAGGUCGACAAGGCAUCCGCCUGGCUCAAGAAGAUUGAGAGGAAGCUGGACGAGCAGCGCGCCAAGGCGGUGGAGAAGACGCAGAACGACGUGGCCAAGGCGCGGCACAAGGCGGAGGAGAAGCGGGCGUCGGCGGAGGCCAAGCGGGGGCUGAAGCUGGCCAAGGUGCUGGAGCUGGCCAACUUCAUGAAGGCCGUCGGCAGGGUGCCCACCAAGCGCUCGUUCUUCUAGCCACCAGCCUCAUGCAUGCCCUCCCUCCUCAGCUCUGGAAUGGAAUCCCUAUGUGUUUUUGCCUAUGGGUAAUGGGUAGUACGUAAGUAAGUAAGUAAGGCGUGUGCUGCUGCAUCCGGUCGAUCGGGAACCUAAUUGUAAAAAAGGAUUUGAAACUUUGCCGGCGCGCGGCGACCACGCACCGGGUGGCGCUUUUUUUUUUUUGUUUGGCUUGUAUAUGCGCAAGAAGAAAAACUGGUGUGGAACGAAUAGCGUGUUUGUGUUUGCUACAAACCUGCAAACAUUCAGAGCAAUUGUUCAUAUGUAA
Hordeum vulgare subsp. vulgare (domesticated barley) is the source of this 1406-nucleotide messenger RNA. Its product is annotated as remorin 4.1-like. Bases 161 to 1099 code for a protein of 312 amino acids. The transcript is spliced from 2 exons. NCBI's taxonomy places the organism in Eukaryota, Viridiplantae, Streptophyta, Magnoliopsida, Poales, Poaceae. The record is from RefSeq and is a predicted model, not a curated record.